CUUUGACCAACGAUUCCUACUAUGGCCGAAGAGACUGCUUCAUCAGCUCUUACAGAUAGUACGAGUACGGCACUAGAAGCUCCUGGAAAAUCUACCAGAGUCGCGCUUCCUGUUCCGGAAUUGAGUUCAGAUGAAGAGGAGGAUGCCGAGGAGCAAUACGAAGGAGAGGCGGGUGACUUCCUGCAGGACUGGCCGGACGAUACAGAGGACCUUGAAUUAGUGCAUUCUCGCAUCAGCUCCUUGGAUGAACUCCGCCUUGCAAGAUUUGCCAGCCAUCUCAAGCGUCUAUGCCUUCGCCAAAAUCAUAUCUCAGUCCUCGAUGCGGAGGUGUUCCAACAUUUGACUAAACUUGAAGAACUCGACUUGUACGAUAACAAAAUCAAAGAUCCAGGGCAUGCACUAGAUCAUCUAUCCAAUCUUUCAGUUCUUGAUCUCUCCUUCAACCUCAUUCGGACGAUACCUGACUCACUAUCUCGUUUGACGUCGCUGACAACGAUAUACUUCGUUCAGAAUCGCAUUUCCACAAUUACUGGUUUAGAUUAUCUGACCUCUCUAAGGAGCCUCGAGCUCGGCGGCAAUCGAAUUCGUAAAAUCGAAAAUCUCAAUGCUUUGGUGAAUCUGGAAGAACUUUGGUUAGGAAAGAACAAAAUCACGAAGCUGGAGAAUAUGUCAAAUCUGCGAAAACUCAAGAUCCUGUCUAUUCAAUCAAACCGAAUCACCGUGAUCGAAGGAUUGCAAGAACUCACUAAUUUGGAAGAGUUAUAUCUCAGUCAUAACGGUGUGAAGAGACUGGAAGGAUUGGAGAAGAACAUCAACCUUCGGACACUCGAUGUAGGCAAUAACUUCAUAUCUGCCAUCGAAAACGUAUCGCACUUGAUACGCCUUGAAGAACUAUGGAUGAACGGAAAUCAAAUACCAGACCUACGUGCCCUUGAGUUGCAAUUGGGUCACAUAUCAACUCUUGAAACGUUGUAUCUGGAAGGAAACCCGUGUCAGAAAAACGAUGCGUCGGGAUACCGUAGAAAGAUCAUGCUGGCUUUGAAACAGCUUAAGCAGAUAGACGCGACAUAUGUCAAGGUCUAAAUAAUAGCCAAGAACUGAGUAAUAGGAUCGAGUAUCUGAAUAUUGGAUUAUAUUAUACACAAUAUAUACUGUACAUACAGUUCUGA
Lentinula edodes (shiitake mushroom) is the source of this 1169-nucleotide messenger RNA. RefSeq names its product L domain-like protein. Gene Ontology annotation, molecular function: protein binding. Lineage: Eukaryota; Fungi; Basidiomycota; Agaricomycetes; Agaricales; Omphalotaceae. Bases 22 to 1083 code for a protein of 353 amino acids. The transcript has 9 exons. The record is from RefSeq and is a predicted model, not a curated record.